AUGACGGUAUCCCCUACCAAGCACAACCAAGAGCUCACGACGGCGUCAUCAUCUGGACCCGUCCACGCCAGUGUGCUCCAAUCUGGGAACGAAGCGGCGCUGGUCAGUGCCAAGGCGCGAUGUGAAAGUCAAAUGAUAGCCAAGGACUUUCAAGGGGCAUAUGCUACCAUCGUCGAGUGCAUCAAGGAUGCCGUGGGAGUGUAUGGGAAGAGUGCGCUCAGUCUUGUGCCGUACUACUUGUGCAUGGCUGAAGUGGGGCUUGAGCUGAGCCACAUGAACCAAGUGGAGGAGGUGCUCGCGCUGUGCAUUUGGAACAUCGUCAAGGCGGCCGAGGACGACGCUGCCAACGAGCCCAAGACGCUCGUGCAUCGCGCGGUGGUGUGCAAGUUGUUUGGACGGUACCACUGUGAAUGCGAGCAGUUUGACGAAGCCGUGAAACAAGCAGCCAACGGCGCGUACUACGCUUCGGUAAUCCACGGCCCCGAGCACAUUCAAACGUCGACUUUGUACUUUACCCUUGGCGCGAUCUUUCAAAAGAUGUUUCGAACUGAAGAGGCGCUCGGGAUGUACGACAAGGUGGUGGAAAUUUGGUUCAAGCACUUGGCCGCGGCGACGCGGCGCCAACGGGGUGGUCACGAUGACGACGACGACGACGGCGGCAGGGACGUUGUGGGAGCAUCCAAUGGCACCAUCCACCCCGGUCCUUCGUCCGCGUUGCCGGCACAUGCUGCGAAGGACACCGCAAGCCCAAACACUGAACGCAUCUACCACGAAGGCUUGGCCAUGCUAAAGCAAGUGCUAUCGACCAGAACCAAGAUUCUAGGCGAUACCCACAUUGCCACUGGCGAGGUGCAGUAUACCGUGGGACUGCUGAGUUUUUACAUGAACGACCACGACUCGGCCAAGGCAGCGAUUGAGAGCGCAUUCAGUAUUUACACGGAUGCUUUGGGCUCGCUGCAUCCAUCUACCAUGGACGUGCAAACCAUUUUGGACCAGUUGGCUUAA
Molecule: messenger RNA, 1005 nt
Organism: Aphanomyces astaci
Lineage: Eukaryota; Oomycota; Saprolegniomycetes; Saprolegniales; Verrucalvaceae
Exons: 4
Coding region: 1-1005 (334 amino acids)
Molecular function (GO): protein binding
Source: RefSeq, a predicted model, not a curated record